Messenger RNA from Meloidogyne enterolobii, 264 nucleotides. The record is from the annotation of a GenBank genome assembly. NCBI's taxonomy places the organism in Eukaryota, Metazoa, Nematoda, Chromadorea, Rhabditida, Meloidogynidae.
AUGCAAAGAAACUUUAUUAAACAAUGCAAAGUUUGUGGUACAAAAGAACAUGUUUGUUUUCAUUAUGGAGUUACUACAUGUAGGGCUUGUGGGUCUUUUUUCAGGCGUUAUCUUGAAAACGAAAAUGGAUGGAAAUAUAAUUUAUGUAGAUGUUCAGAAGAGAAUAAGGACGAAAAAUCCCAACAAGAUUUGGCAAAAUGUAAAAAAUGCAGACUUGAAAAAUGCCUUUCUGUUGGAAUGAAAAAAUUGGGUUUGUCAAAUUAA